AUGCUCUAUUCGUCUCUUCAAAAUGGCACCUAUGAUCCAGUCGACUGGAAUGACACCGAUGCUUCGGAAGACGAAGAUUAUUUGCCACAGUUUCCUCGUCAAGAACAAUUUCCUAUUGCACCAUCGAUCAAAAACUACUUUUUAAAAGCAGAUAAUGAAGUAUUCAGUGCCAGUAGUUUAAGUAGCCAGAGCAGCAGUGGUGAAAGCGGGUUUCAUUCACUAGAGAACGACCAGGAAAGCGAUGCUGAAGACAGAAAACGAGUACGCAUGAAUUCGCUCAGCUGGGAUAUAAACACAAGAGAAUUGUUUCGAAGGAAAUUGAGCACAGAAACACCAUUUGAUAAAGUGCGUCGAGCUAUUGAUGCAACAAUCGAUAACGGAGUCGAUGAAGCAGACAUGAGCAAUAUAGGUCUAACUGAAAUACCGGAUGAAAUAGGGGAGCUUCAGUAUGUUACAGUGCUCCACAAUGAUAUAGUCAAAGCAGCCUCACUGCAAGUCUAUCUAUACAACAACGAGCUGCAGUCUAUCAAUCCGGUGUUAUUCAGGUUGAGGAACCUGACAGUACUCAGUCUGAGAAACAAUCGUCUAACAGCAAUUCCACCAGAGAUUGCGUUACUCGAGAAUCUAGUAGAGCUCUCUCUGGGCAACAACCAGCUGAAACAAAUACCGGCAGAGAUACUACGUUUAAAUAGAUUAUCCACGCUAUCUCUCUUUCCGAACCCAUAUAUCUCUUUACCGAAUGACCUAUCGCAUCGACAGCGCAUCAAAUCCACAGCCAUUCGAUCAUUAGUCGAGAUUUCGACAAGAAAGUUGCUCAAAGAAUUACCCAAUCUGAUAGCAGACAGCACCAAUAUUAUACCAGCUGAUAUCGUUAGCCGAUUCAAAUCCGUUUCUCAUAGCAUAGGCUAUCUAGUUCUAUCUCUUUUCCAACUUUUUGAUUUUUCUAAAAUGGUAAGCUUGCUCGUUCAAAAGCGUUUGGCCGCCUCUGUCCUCAAGUGUGGACAACGCAAGAUCUGGUUGGAUCCCAAUGAGGUCAACGAAAUCUCCAAUGCCAACUCCCGUGCCAACAUUCGUAAGCUCGUAAAGGAUGGUCUCAUCAUCCGCAAGCCUGAAAUCUCUCAAUCUCGUUUCCGUGUCCUCGAACGUGCUGCUGCCAAGCGUAACGGUCGUCAUAUGGGUCAUGGUAAGAGAAAGGGUACUGCUGAUGCCCGUAUGCGUAGCCAAGUCAUUUGGAUGCGUCGUAUGCGUGUUCUCCGUCGUCUUCUUGCCAAGUACAGAGAAGCUGGUAAGAUUGACAAGCACUUGUAUCACCACCUUUACCUCAAGUCCAAGGGUAACGGUUUCAAGAACAAGCGUGUUUUGAUGGAACACAUCCACAAGGCUAAGGCUGAGAAGGUCCGUGCUAAGACUCUUGCUGAGCAAGCUGAUGUCCUCCGUGCCAAGAACAAGGCUCUCCGUGAACGUCGCGCCAACAAGAAGGCCGAGAAGCUCGAAGCUCGUCAAUAA
Molecule: messenger RNA, 1506 nt
Organism: Mucor velutinosus
Lineage: Eukaryota; Fungi; Mucoromycota; Mucoromycetes; Mucorales; Mucoraceae
Exons: 6
Coding region: 1-1506 (501 amino acids)
Biological process (GO): translation
Cellular component (GO): ribosome; cytosolic large ribosomal subunit
Molecular function (GO): RNA binding; structural constituent of ribosome; protein binding
Source: RefSeq, a predicted model, not a curated record